Messenger RNA from Theobroma cacao (cacao), 727 nucleotides. RefSeq names its product Ribosomal protein S27a / Ubiquitin family protein. Gene Ontology annotation, molecular function: structural constituent of ribosome; protein binding. The record is from RefSeq and is a predicted model, not a curated record. Lineage: Eukaryota; Viridiplantae; Streptophyta; Magnoliopsida; Malvales; Malvaceae. Gene Ontology annotation, biological process: translation. Gene Ontology annotation, cellular component: ribosome.
AUUUCUGACUUCACUUCCCAAUCCCUCUGGCCCUCGCCGCGCCACCCAAAACCCGCAACCAUGCAGAUCUUCGUGAAAACCCUAACGGGUAAGACCAUAACCUUGGAGGUCGAAUCCUCCGACACCAUCGACAACGUCAAGGCCAAGAUCCAAGACAAGGAAGGCAUCCCUCCGGACCAACAACGUCUCAUCUUCGCCGGCAAGCAGCUUGAAGACGGCCGUACCCUAGCCGACUAUAACAUUCAGAAGGAGUCCACCCUCCAUCUGGUCCUCCGCCUCCGCGGUGGCGCCAAGAAGAGAAAGAAGAAGACUUACACCAAGCCCAAGAAGAUCAAGCACAAGAAGAAGAAGGUGAAGCUCGCUGUGCUUCAGUUUUACAAGGUGGAUGAUUCUGGAAAAGUCCAGAGGUUGAGGAAAGAGUGCCCUAAUGCUGAGUGUGGUGCCGGCACUUUCAUGGCCAAUCAUUUCGAUAGGCAUUACUGUGGGAAGUGUGGCUUGACCUAUGUUUACCAGAAAGCUGGUGGUGAUUAGCUUUUUUGUCUGGGUUUUAAUGGUAUUAUUUUGAGGUUUUAUAUUUGAUGUUUUGGUUUUAGUUUAAUGGCACUUAUUUGUUGAAUUUAGUACUUUUGGAAUAGAUGGUAAUUGUUGGAUUUUGAAAUUUUGGUUGGUUAAUUAGAUAUUUGAUAUAUGUCGAUUUUAAGUUAAAGUGGUUUAUGUGGUUUCUUCA